Molecule: messenger RNA, 465 nt
Organism: Bipolaris oryzae ATCC 44560
Lineage: Eukaryota; Fungi; Ascomycota; Dothideomycetes; Pleosporales; Pleosporaceae
Exons: 1
Coding region: 1-465 (154 amino acids)
Source: RefSeq, a predicted model, not a curated record
AUGGAUUCAGCAAUGAGAAAGCUGCCUCGUGGCAGACCUCUCGAAGCUAAUAACAUUGACCAUAUUAUAAGGUGCUAUGGUGGUACGACGAUCGCGAUAGAAAUGGAACCUCACUAUAUGCAAAAAUCGAAGCAGCCCAAAGACAUGGUUCAUUACAUCGAUUUCCUCAACCGCAGAAAUGGGGAACUUAGAUUCGAGCUUACAUUCUACCGGGAAUGUUACCGGCACGCAGAAAAGUUCAAGGAAAAGAUUGACAGAAUCUCUCAAGACUUACUGCAAGCAUGCAUUCUUGGUUUACUUGAUGGAAUCGCUUUCGACGAGAUCCGAGACCUUUCCAACGCAGUCUCAGACGCAGUAGAUCAAUUCAGUCACGACCAGGAACAAGCAUUUGAAGCUUUCAUAACGCCUUACAGAGCAUCAAAGAGCCCAAAAAAAACUACCAUGUCGAUGGACGGGUGGAUUUGA